Molecule: messenger RNA, 1239 nt
Organism: Impatiens glandulifera
Lineage: Eukaryota; Viridiplantae; Streptophyta; Magnoliopsida; Ericales; Balsaminaceae
Product: GDT1-like protein 4
Exons: 13
Coding region: 179-865 (228 amino acids)
Biological process (GO): calcium ion transmembrane transport; manganese ion transmembrane transport; Golgi calcium ion homeostasis
Cellular component (GO): Golgi apparatus
Molecular function (GO): manganese ion transmembrane transporter activity; calcium ion transmembrane transporter activity
Source: RefSeq, a predicted model, not a curated record
AACUGGAACCCAUUAACAUAUACGAUCCAAAGCCGAAUCAAUUUCCGCCAAAAGAUUACUUUUCUCCUUCCAGUCCAACAAAGUGUUGAUCGAUCACCUAUAUCUGUAGCCCCUUUCUCCAUCUCUGCGUAUUCGGGGAUUCGGGGGCCAUUUCUUCUUCUCCAGCUCAUUUGGAACGAUGGGUUUAUCGGUUGUACAAGGUUUCACCAAGUCCCUUGCUAUGACUGUGCUUGCUGAGAUCGGCGACAAGACGUUCUUUGCUGCUGCGAUCCUGGCGAUGCGCCAUCCAAGGAGACUUAUCUUAUCAGGGUGCUUGUCAGCUUUGAUUGUGAUGACGAUUCUUUCUGCUCUUGUUGGAUGGGCAGCUCCAAACCUGAUUCCUCGUAAAUGGACUCAUCAUAUAACUACACUAUUGUUUUUGGGUUUUGGAAUAUGGUCCCUGUGGGAUGCAUUCAGAGAUGGGGAGUCCGAAGAAUUGGCUGAAGUUGAAGCAGAGUUGGAUUCUACCUGGAAAACUAAUGGAGGAUCAGCUAAAGCAGCUACCAAGGAUACUAAUGAUUCAGAUAAGAAAAGGCGACAAUUCCUUGCUCAGUUCUUCUCGCCCAUAUUUCUGAAGGCAUUUUCCAUUACAUUUUUUGGCGAAUGGGGUGAUAAAAGUCAACUAGCUACAAUUGGUUUGGCUGCAGACGAAAACCCAUUUGGUGUUGUUCUCGGUGGAAUCUUAGGACAAGCCUUAUGCACAACCGCAGCUGUCUUGGGAGGGAAGAGCUUAGCGAAACAGAUAUCCGAAAAAAUAGUUGGACUUUCAGGGGGAGUACUUUUCAUUGUAUUUGGUAUCCAAUCCCUUCUUUCAAGCACAGAGUAAUUAGGCAAACUGGCUAUGAAGAUCCAUCUUAUUAAUUAGCACAAUUCUUCAAAGAUAGACUUCUCUACACAGUUUCCUUUCAUUUGCUGCGAAUAUUCUUCUCCUUAAGUUGCCAGGAAGGAGUUAUUUACAAUACAAUAUAGUUAGAUAUUCACGUGAUUGAUGACUUUCUCAGUAGUUGGUAAUAAAGAGUCAGCUUCGUUUCAUUGUUGAUUUAGGUUAACGAUUUGAGAGUUUGACGCCUACAUUUUCCUCUCAAUAUUAUAAGACCAUGCAAACAACCAUCAUAUCUGUUAGACAUAUAAUCUAUGCACAAGUAUUGACAAAAGUUCAUUGAGUUUGAACAGAUUGGCUCAUUGUCAUAUCUUGUUAUC